Molecule: messenger RNA, 677 nt
Organism: Hyaena hyaena (striped hyena)
Lineage: Eukaryota; Metazoa; Chordata; Mammalia; Carnivora; Hyaenidae
Gene: RNASEH2C
Product: ribonuclease H2 subunit C
Exons: 4
Coding region: 59-571 (170 amino acids)
Biological process (GO): RNA catabolic process
Cellular component (GO): ribonuclease H2 complex
Source: RefSeq, a predicted model, not a curated record
GCGUGCUUUACGCGCCAGCUUUGGCCUUAGCCAGCGAGCGACGGAACCGCGGCGGAGGAUGGAGAGCAGCGAAGAGGCGGCCGUCGAGAAAUGCCGAAUCCACUUGCGCCCGGGCACGCUGCGCGAUGCACCUCCCGCCACGUUGCACCUUCUGCCCUGCGAGGUUCUGGUUAACCGGCCCGCCCCCGUGGAGUGCUUCUUCACCCCAGCCAUCCGCCAGAGGCCCGACGGACUGGAAGUGUCGUUUCGGGGCCGCAGGCUCCGCGGCGAGGAGGUGGUGGUGCCGCCCGGCCUCGUGGGAUACGUGAUGGAGGAAAAGGGAGAGGUGUUGGUGGGGAAGGACCCCUCGGUGGGUUCGUCGAAUGACGAUGAGCCAGAGCAGCAGGAGCUGGUGGAACCCCCAGAGGCGCUGGAGCGGGACUUUGACCGCUUUUUUGGAGCCACCGGUAGUUUCAGUCGCUUCACGCUUUGGGGCCUGGAGACCAUCCCCGGUCCGGAUGCCAGAGUGCGUGGGGCCCUGGCCUGGCCCCGUCUCGCUGCAGCGAUUCACGCACAGGUGCCUGAGGACUGAGACCUGGAGCCUGAAACUGAAAGCUGCCGGUCCCUUCACCCCAGUAAACCAGCUCUUCACACUGGAGCCGCUGACUCCAUCACCCCAAAUAAACAAGCUCUUCACA